Messenger RNA from Branchiostoma floridae (Florida lancelet), 1942 nucleotides. RefSeq names its product crystal protein-like. Bases 16 to 1689 code for a protein of 557 amino acids. NCBI's taxonomy places the organism in Eukaryota, Metazoa, Chordata, Leptocardii, Amphioxiformes, Branchiostomatidae. The record is from RefSeq and is a predicted model, not a curated record. The transcript has 2 exons.
UGUGAUCAGUCCACCAUGGUGUCUUCACAGCUUCUUCCUGUCCUGCUGCUCUUCAUUAUGAAGAAUGCUGCCAGCAUUAAUUCUACAGAUGGACCCAUAGCAAAAACUCAGUUUGGUCCAGUCAAAGGGAUCUAUGCUGAUGAAGCAGCUAUCUUCUUUGGGCUGCCCUUUGGCAUGCCACCAGUAGGACAAAUGCGCUGGAAACCACCACAGCCGUUCCACACUAGCUGGGCACCCAGCACUUAUGAUGCAACCUUUCCCAGGCCAGGCUGCUACCAGUAUGACAGUUUCCACUUACCUGACCUGGAGGAGAAGCAUGGCUGUCCACGGGAUAACAAGUUCAGCGAAGACUGCCUACACCUCAACAUUUUCACCCCCCUCCCCUUCAACCCUUCAGAAAAGUUACCGGUGGCUAUUUGGCUACCAGGGAAACGGUAUGUCUAUGGCUCAGCUACAAACUUGUUUCUUGAAGGAAGAUUUCUGGCCAACAAAACAAGAUCUGUCAUAGUUACCACUAACUACAGGCUUGGGGCUCUGGGCUUUCUGGUAGCUGGGGAGGGUGAGGGAGCGGCUACAGGGAACUAUGGAACACUGGAUCAGAUAGCUGCCAUGCAAUGGGUCCAGAGUAACAUAGAAGGAUUUGGGGGAGACAAAGACCAGGUCACCAUCAUGGGGCAAAGUUCAGGCGCAGAUUCUGUGGCUCUCCAUCUCAUGGCAGAAAAUACUGAACACCUCUUCAAACAAGCCAUCAUGAUGAGUAUCCCCUUCAUUUCUCACAAAACACUUUCUGAGGCUCUGCAGCUCAGCAAGGUUGUAACUGAACUUCUGAACUGCACCACUGGCAACAUGACAUGUUUGCGUGCUGUCAAACCUCUUGACAUCAUGGCUGCACAGAAAAAGACAAUACCUGCUGUUCCAUACCACCUCAUAGAGGAGUAUGUGGAGUGGGGUCCCUAUGUAGAUGGCAACAUAGUCAAGACCUCAAACCUUCAGGACAUGUUCUUACAGGGCAAGUUUCAGAAGAAGCCCUUUAUCCUUGGCACUACCACUGAUGAGGGCUUUCUUCUUGUCUACGAAUCAUGGUUCCCAAGAAACAUAACUAAAAGCCAGUAUGAACAGAUCAUUCAGACCCUCUUUCGAGGGAAAGCACAAUUAGUCCUGAAAGAGUACCCCCCUGCAAUGUCAGGUUCUGAGAACCCAAUUCUGUCACGUACUGCCACAGAUUUCAUUUAUGCCUGUCCUGCACGGAGGGUGAUCCGAUCUGCCACUCACUUUGACCUGUCAGAUGUGUGGCUUUACCAUUUUGACCAAAUCACGGAGUCCAAGGGUGUGAACCUGUGGGGAUCUGACUUUGAGUGUUACAAUCGCGCCUGUCAUGGCUCCGAUGUCCCGUAUCUCUUCCAAACCCUGAAGCUAGCCGGACUGAACGUGACUGAUGAAGAACAGAGCACAGCCGACUCCAUGGCCUACUACUUUGGAAACUUCCUCCACACCGGAGAUCCCAACAACUCAGGAUGGCGAGUUUCCUCCCAGCACCAGGCCCAUCCACAACAGUCUGGUGAUGUCAUCAACUGGCCAAAGUACAACAAGCUCAACAACUACGUCAACAUGAAGUUCACGGCACCAACUAAUCAACUGGAACAAGGAUACCUAGCUGAGAAGUGUGAUUUCUGGGACAAAAUGAAAUAAACAGCGAUAAAGCUCCUAAGAAUAAGUAAAAACGAAAGGGUAAAUAAUGAUGAUUAUAUUCAAAAAUAGAUUUUAUCAAUGACAACAAGGUUCAUUUUAAAAAAUAAAGGCUACUCUUGCUAAUCUAACCACUGAAAUGUGAUAUAAUUACUAGAAUACUGCAGUCAAUUUGAUGAUUUACAUAAUCUUUAGAAGAUGAAGUCUGUAGCAAGUACAAAUAAAACUGAUGCAAUUUUAGAUAUUUAAGCUGUGA